Molecule: messenger RNA, 7550 nt
Organism: Vespula vulgaris
Lineage: Eukaryota; Metazoa; Arthropoda; Insecta; Hymenoptera; Vespidae
Product: zinc finger protein 7-like
Exons: 9
Coding region: 130-3201 (1023 amino acids)
Biological process (GO): regulation of transcription by RNA polymerase II
Cellular component (GO): chromosome; nucleus
Molecular function (GO): zinc ion binding; RNA polymerase II transcription regulatory region sequence-specific DNA binding; DNA-binding transcription factor activity, RNA polymerase II-specific
Source: RefSeq, a predicted model, not a curated record
CCGCUUGGGGCGCUGCUGUACGUGCGCGGCUUUACGGCGACGCGAGGACACACCUGUGAGUUUCUCAACGUUUUCGUCUUAAAUAUCUACUUCUACUUACACCACCGUUUCCGCAUUCGUCGAUGAACGAUGGAGGGUUACGAGGACGACGACGACACACACUUUUGCAUCAAGUGUCACUUGACGAUACACGGAUUGGAAAAUUACGUUCGUCAUCGUCAAUCAGGAUGUCGUCCGCCAGAUGACAAAACAGAAACCGCACGAGAAUCGCCCUCCACGCCAACGACGAUCUCCUAUCCUGAGAUACUGAACGCAGACGCUUUCUUCAGUUCGUUGGAAUUACAGAGCAGCUCGAAAUCGAAUGCCAGACGUACGAACACUCUAUUAGAGAACAACAGAAAAGAAGACAAGAAGAACGAACGCCGAAAGAAAGGACAGAAAAAUCAACCGGAUACCGAGGAUUCCAAAGAAAAACUUCACAGUAUGUUACCCGGUGAUACCGACUUGGACGAUUCCGAGGAACAUCUCUGCAUUCAGUCUUUCGUUGGGUUCACCGAUAUCGUUACUUCCUCGACGCCCAGUAAAUCGACAAGUACCGUAGGUGCGAGUAAAUUGAAUCAAUCGAUUAGACAUACAACGAUGAACAUCGAAGGAUCGAGUUUUCCGAAUAAACACGAGCCGGAUAAUUCUUUGGAAGAUCUUGUCGCUGAAUCGAAACAAACAGAUAGGAAAAGGCCGGAAGAAAAUCCGAGAAUAGAGCAGGAUCAUCAAACGUGGUUAGACGACACGAUACUGGUCGAUCUCGAUGAAAAUAAGGAUUUGGCUAGGUACGAGGAAUUCGUAUAUCAGGAGGAUGUUGAUUCGGACGAUGACAUGUUAGAUGAGGAUCUCGCCGAAGACGAAUCUUAUUCCGAGUCAGAUGACGGUGAAGAUCAGGAAAGACCACCUAGAGGACACACAGGUGGGAAAUGGAAGCCUGGUUUGAAUGAUCUUCCUCAAGAUAUACCUCAGCUGCAGGAUGACGAAGUGGAAGUCGAAGAGGAUCAACAUUCGGAGCAUCCACCGCCCACUUAUACAGGUGGCAAGUGGAAACCUACGGAAUCAUCUCAGAAAGUCGAGGAUUAUCAGGGGAAGAAUACGGAGGGACAACCACCGCCAGAACAUACGCGAGGAAAAUGGAUACCGGGUGCGCAAACGGAUAUCGACUCGGGAUAUUGGUGCAAUCCUUGCGGCAGGAAGCUUGCGUCGCGAUUGGUCUAUAACAGGCAUCUUCUCUCUGAUUUGCACGCUCGAAGAAGCAUUCGAGAGAUCGACGAUGGUGUUCAUCUACCGCGUGACGCAACCUCGACGAGGAGAAUGUUAACGCGACGGCAAGUCGCACUAGCCGAGAAAAGUAAACGUACAUCCGAGGAUAAAGAAGUCAAGAAGAAUCCUCGUAGAAGGGAGAAAGAAGUACUCUCCUGUGAGAUGUGUCACGCUCGCGUGAGAAAAGCUCAAAUGGGCAAACAUUUGCUUUCCCAUUACCAUUGUCGCGUGGCGGGAAUAAAUCCUCGAGGUCCAAAGGCGCGUCGGUUUCUCUUGGAGAACAUGGGGAACGUAGUUCGCCAGUGUCCGUUUCAAUGCGCCGCUUGUCGUUUCUAUUGCAACACUCAGGAAACGUUUUUAAUUCAUUGGCGCUCGGAUCUUCAUACCAAGACUUUAGAAAAAAUCAGUGGAAGUUAUCGAUGCGGUUCUUGCGAUUUCUGGUGUGCGGACGGAGACACGAUGGAAACCCACUUAUUAAGCACGAGUCAUUGUGACGUUGUUUCAAUGAUGAACGGUUCGGUACCGGUGGUAAUCAGUCGUCAACAAGCAUUGCCCUGUGGCAGCUGCAACCGUCAAUUCCGAUAUAAUCUGCAGCUGCGACUGCACGUCAAAGAGACGGGACACAAGGAAAGCUUCACAGCAUCGGACCAGUAUCAACGACGUAUCACUUGCAACAUGUGCCCCCAAGUCGUGAGGUCCUUGGUAUCUCUUCAACGCCAUCAGCUAACCUGUCACAUUAACAAGGAAGACGAAAAGAACGAAUUGAACGUUUCCACGCAACCAACGCCUUACUUCUGUUCUUUUUGUUCGAUGAACUUUGCGACAGCUCAAGAAGCCGUACGUCAUAGAAGAACAUCCAAUCACAAGGAGAUUGUUAAAGCCCAAAAAUCCGUUUCCAAAGAAAAUUCCGAAAGCAUGUUUCGAGAUUGUCCGCAUUGCGACGAGAAACAAUCGACUCUCACGGAACACAAAGAUCAUCUUCUUGAUAGACACCCUGACUUGUGUCACAGGUGUCCACAAUGCGGAAUACUCUUCGCUCUUUCGCAAGACGUAACGAGACACACCAGGGACAAUAAGUGUAGCAAGACAAAAGAAGACACCGAGCCUAACACAACGAUUGUUAGGGUAGAAUGGAUAUGCUCAAUUUGUAAUUUCUUAACAGAUUCUCAAGCGGAAUUCAUCUUUCACGAGGCUCUCCAUGAGGGUAGCGUUCAAUCGAACAAAGACGAAGAUAAUAAUGGCAAGUCGACCGUCAAAUAUAGGUGUCCCCUCUGUAAAAAAAUCUUCAGAAAAGUAUCUCUAAGGAACCACAUCAGAAGUCAUACAGGUGAACGACCAUUUUCAUGUGCCAAAUGCUUCGUAUCAUUUGUAAGAAGAUCUGACUUGAAUGCUCAUCAAAGAAAUUGUUCGUCGACUGACUGGCCAAACGAGAUUCGUCGAAAAAGAAGUUUUACCUGUUCGGAAUGUAAUGGCGCCUUUUACACUAAACAUGCAUUACGACAACAUAUGUAUAGGCAUGCCGGUAAGAAGUACAAAUGCGGUCUUCCGGGUUGUCCUACGGUACUCCGCACAGCUUCCGAGUUAAAGUAUCAUCGUUCGUUGGUUCACGACAGCACGUCCACUAAUAGACGGUUUCCAUGCGGCCAAUGUUCUUACGCGGCUAAAACGAUGAGUCAACUUCGCAGGCAUCUGGUCAGGCACGAGGACUCAAUGAGCGAUGAGAAACUUGGUUAUCAUUGCUGUCCUCACUCCGGUUGCACUUUUAGAACCAGAUUCGGCUUUCAUCUAAGACGACACAUGCGGCUACACACGGGUACCAAGCCGUACAAAUGUCGUUAUUGUGCUUACGCCUGCUACAGUCUGACAGGAGCGAAAGUAAAAUUAAAAUUCGGUUAAGGCUCGACAGAUCGAUUCGCUAAUUGGGCAGAAGGUCAAUUAAGGGAAUUUCGAUGUUUCGAGAGAGUAAACUCGAUCUUACCUCGGACAGAAAAAGUCCGAAUCGUUCAGCUUGUCCGAUUUUUGUACGGCGAACGAGCCCGUGGGCGUAAAUUAAGGAAAGUACACCUUAACGUUUGGACCGCGUCGAGUUCUCUGCUGGUGCCGGUACCGCCACAACCGUUGCUGCCACCGCCACCACCGACGCCAUCGCCACCGUCGCCACCACCGCCGCCGCCGCCGCCGCCGCCGCCGCCGCCGUCGCCGCCGCCGUCGCCGCCGCCGCCACCGCCGCGGACCGCGAUAAGAUAACGAGUUAAUUGUGCUCACUGGAUGCCCACACACGCACGGAAGAAGAGGAAAGCCGGGCCUCUCUCCGGUCAUACCGUGCUGGCCGGUAUGCUAAUGUCCUUUGAAGCUUUAGUUGGGAUGCGACUCGCAUACGAGGGCUCCGUGUCUCUUUGAUAGCGACAUAAACUCAUUCCAGUGGCUCUCAUUUCGAUUUACUGUUUGCCAAGGAAACUCUACGACCCGGUUGUAGUACGUUCGCGGUGGAUUCCGGUCGCUCGGUCCACGUUAAAAUCGUUCGCCGUUAUGUCUUUGCUCGCGUACUUACCUCCGUCUCUACCUCUCCGUCUACCAACACUAAUACAUUCAUAGGUUAUUCUACUACUAAUAGUAUCCACCUUCGGACGCCCAUAAAAUGCAAAGAUGCAUAUCGGUGGCUCGAGAAACAAUGUAAUAAAUAAUAAAAGCCCGUCGCCAUUCUCCUCUAUCGGGAUCUCUCGUUCAUUCUCGUCGAGAAUGUUUUACCGAUUAAGAUAAUGGAAUUACUCCGAUCAUUGCGCGCUUUAGCCGCGGAUAGAUCGAUCUACCCUACCUCCUCGCCGCUACUGCAGCCGUGCACCGCUUAUCUCGAACUAAGCGAGAGACGAUCUAUGUUUCUUAAACGCUUGACUUUGAUGCUAUCGACUUGUACGCCCUGCUACCGGUCGUUAAUUUUCGAAUGAAAAAAGAAAAAAAAAGAAGAAGAAAAGAAACGAAAAGGAAAAAAGGAAACGGAGGAACGAUCGUGAAUGUAAAAUCGGCUAAUGUUUGCCGAGGGAGAAUUUCUUGGAUUUCCUAUACGCGAGCUUAUGCUCGACAUUGAUCUCGUCCAAACGGAGAAAUCACGCUAACGGUUGGUAUCUCGACGGUACUGAUAUAAAAGCAAAAUCAUAUUAUUCACUUUCGAAGAAGGAGAAAAAGGAAAGAAGAAAUGAUAUGGUUGGGUGCGUUUAGAACGAAGGUAGAUUUGUAUUUAAAAAGAAAACAAAGAAAAAGCUUCGUACAUUUAUUAACCGUAACACGUAUCGAUAUAUAGUUUACAGGAACAAUCUUUAUCUUCGAUUCGUUGAGAAACAAUUCGAUUCCUAAGCAAAUCAAAAUACUUUGACGGUCGGGAGAACAAGAUCGGACGUUUAAGAUUUCUCGUUUAAAGGACCAGCUGGAUUUGGUGAUAAGUAUACGAUUCGUUGUGUUAAAAUCGAUCGAAGGUUCAAGGACGUAUGACGAGGUGUAACAAAAAAUUGGAAGAAUGAGGGAUUAUAAAGGGGGAACAAAAAAGAACAAAAAAGAACAAAAAAUCUUCAGCAUCGAUAGCACGAUCCACCUCGUAGGAUCGUAAAAUAAUUUCACUGGUAGGUCUGAGGAUAAAAGGGAAAUACGAGGGGCACGCAUCUCCGUGGCUGGAAAGAAUAUCGGGAGUCUCGCGACGAUGGCUGCUUACUCGGUACUUUAAUAAGGAAGAAACGUGCGAGCAGCACGCGGGACGAUUUAACGAGGAGAUUCCCUUCCAACGUGGCGGUCGGCUAGCCUUGCGUCAACGAGAUUACACGCGCCACCUUCCCCAUCUUCCUUCCUUCUCUCUCUCUCUUUCUCUCUCUCUCUGUCUGUCUCACUCACUCACUCACUCACUCACUCACUCACUCACUCACUCACUCUCUCUCUCUCUCUCUCUGUCUUUGUCUUUCUUUGUCUUUCUUCCUCUCUCACUCUCGCCAUACCUUUCUUACUUUCUCUACCUUAUGAUUUACUUCGGAUAGUUACACGCUUUUUUCUUCGUUGGGCUUCCUUCUCUUUUUAUCUUUUAUCCACCCUCCUCUCUCCCCCGCCCCAUCCCUCAGCCCCGUUAACAUCUUCCACCUUCUCUGAAGACUCGUGCAACGUCAAGAAAGCUCACGUUCCUCUUUUUCAAGGUGAUAGGUCUUAAAGAAUCUCUAUUCGCGGCCGCUGUUCUCUCCUCGCUUUCAUCAUCGCUACUACUACCCACCGGCUUUUUAUCUCUGAUUUUACCUUAUUUAUUUUAUUCUUUUUUUUUCCCUCUAGCGUUAACCGCGUUAACCACGGUUAAUUCCGGUUGAGGUAAGAUUAUUUUGCAGGAUUAUUUUCAGUGGCCAUUUCUCUCUCUCUCUCUCUCUCUCUCUCUUUCUUUUCUUUUCUUUCUUUUUUUUGCCUUCAUAAUAAUCGUCGUCGAGGAUCUUCGUCGGCGUUGUUAUCAUCGUUACCGUCUUUCAACUUAUCGAUGCAGGUAAGAUACCCUUAUCCUAUAUUCCUUAUUCCAUCGUAGAAUUUGAUCGGCUUUAUUUAAGCGAAUCGUUAAAUAAUCGAUUCGAUCAUCGCGGGUGCAUUUAAUUAACGAAAUGCGGCACGGCAAAAAGGGCCACUGGUCCGCGAUGCGUGGAAAUCAUCGCGAGAUCGAAACUAUUCGCGAUAAUUCAGGAAUAUUACGAGAACGUUUACGUCAGGGAAUAAGGCGCGUCGGAUGGCGAAGAGGAGUAUGAGGAUACGUAGAAAGGUAUCGAGAAGGUUUCGGGUAGAUGUUGAAAGGAACUGACAGCGAGGAAUAAGGUACGACUAAGGUCUCUGUAAUUUUAGUGUCAGAUGAAGAAACUCGUAAAACGGGGAACACGAGAUGCCUAUGGACAACAUCUGUUCUCGUGGUAUUGCACCGAAUCCGAAUAAAUAAGUAUCUAAGGUAACUAGGUAUGCGUGUACGAUAAUAAUUCGAGAGUAGAGAUCGAAGUUCUGAAGAAGGUGACUGCGAGAAAAUGUUUAUUCUAUGUUCGCGUGUCUCGUCGUCGUUGAAAGGGCGGCCCCUCACCUUACCUUAUUUUCUUUUGUCGGGAGAUAAGAGAAAGAGAGAGAAAGAGAAAAAAUGACGGGCAGAUAGAGAAAAAGAAAGAAAAGAGUGAACAGCCGCCCUCGUAGCGGUGUGAACGAGGCUUAAUGCGGCAGCGUCACGGAGCGCUGGUCGCGCCGCGCGGAAAGAUUUACUUAUGGGAAAUUAAAUUUGAUGUUGCCGUUGCCAUCAACGGCUCGUAUAAGCCCGCCUGGUAGGAAGAUGUUUACGACUACGGUCGGCUACUUAGGCCGAGAGGGUAAAGCGCCUUUAAAUGCGCCAACGGCAUGGCCAACGAACGCGUCCGGUUUUGCACACACCGGCAAACAGAUUCUCAGUUCUCUUCUCGCUCCUUCAGGUAUUCCUAACUAAGAACGGAAGGACAGAAUUUCUUAUUUUUCUCUUCCCUUUCUCUUUCUUUUCUCUUUUUUGUCUUCCUCCCAAUGACGUCCUCCCUCUUCUUUUCUCGAUCAUAUCCUUGUACCAGGAGAAAGCAAGCAGUUCUCGAAGUAGGGAUAUCGAAUUGAUGUCUUUUAUCGUCUAAUAAGACGCAAAGUGAGUCCGUAAUCUGUUAACUUAGAACGCGAAUUUGAUAAGAGCCAAGUUGUAUUAGUAUGCCCGUUUACUAUCUUCUAGACGAUAAUAGUAGGUUAUAUGAGGUUGUCGCGGUCUAACAAAUUUCAAAUUUAUCGGUACUAUUUCGUACGGAAGACAAAACACGUAUAGGCGUUAGCGAACGUCUCGCGAUUAUGGUUCGGAAAGGUGAUUUAAAUCAGGCAGCAUGACCGAACACUCUUGACUGUCGUUUCAUCGUCACUUUCGUUCGUGCGAAUCGCCUCGUAAGUUUCAGACUGGAUCAUUGUCCAUUAAAGAGCUAUGAAAAGCCUUUACAACGUGGCUCCUUACAUUUGCAAGCUUUAUUUAUGACUCUUUCUAAAACGCUUGUAAGAACACCCAAAUGCUCCAAGUAUUUCGCUCCUUGUCUCUCUAUUUGUUUUCUCGUUUCAGGACAAUCUGAGAAAGCACAUACUCUCGAAGACUCUUCAUCCCGGCAAGACGAUCUACGAGUGCGACUUUUGCGCAACGGAAACAAACGAAACGUUUUGCACGAAUUUCGCCAAAGAAUUGCGAGCUCAUCUUCUUGACUUGC